CAUCAUAGAGGCACGAAGUGGGAGGUGUUCUGAGUACUCCACCGAGGCAGUCGAUCCCUUACCAACGCCAGCCACGUCCCGCGUCCCCUCUUUCCGUCCGCCAAAGCCCCUACCGGAUCAUUUAGGAGCCAGAUGAGGAGCGGAGACUCGCCCAGCAUCAGCGGCGCAAGCAGCAGCGGCCGUUCUUCAGAAGAAGCGGCGAGCACAAACGACAGAAAGCGUCCAUCUCCACAGUCCUCCACGUCGCCGUCGCAGCAGCAGCAACCGCAACAAAAUGGAAAGACAAAGCGCAGCCGCAACUCGAGGGCGUGCACAUGGUGCCAGCGACUCAAGAUGAAGUGCUCUGCGCCCGACGAAGGCCCCUGCGAGCGAUGCAAGAGGACCGGGCACGAGUGCAUCGUAGUCGAAAGGGCCUGUCGCAGGCCAUGGACGAGGAAGAAGGACAUGCAGAUCCAGCAGCUCACCGACCGCAUUCGCGACAUGGAGCAAGUCUUCAAGGCGUCUUCGAUCCUCACCAUGCCUGGAGACAUCAAGCCCGCUCCUGGCUUUUCCCUCGAGGCCACCGACGCUACAACAGCAGCGCUGGCACCGACGGCGGCGGCGACGACGACAUCAACAACAACAACAACUAUGGCAGGCGUGCCGGCGAUGGCACCGGUGGCGGCAACAGCGGGAGGAGCAGACUCCCUCGAUGCAGCCUCUUCGAUCCUCAACGGCCAACUUGAUCUCGACCCUUCCUCGUCCUCUGCCUUGGCACCUAUGAGCGAGAUUCCCGUUGGCAGCAACGACCACCUGUCGACGUUGCCCUUCGUCUCGACGGGCUGCAUCACAGCUCAAGAGGGCGUCGAGCUGUUCAACCUCUUUAUGCGCCGAUGCGCCUUCCAGACCGUCAUGCUCGACCCAUCGUACCACACAGUAGAUCACGUCAGCCAAUCCUCGCCCUUCCUCUGGGCAUGCAUCGUCUACCUUGCCGCGACCUACGCCACUGCCAGACCGACGCUGCGGGACGAGCUGCAGCCCGAGAUGGACUGGUUUGUCGGUUGGGCCGUGACGAGUGGAGAAAAGAAGGUGGAAGUGGUGCAGGGCUUCCUCCUGCUCUACUUCUGGAAUCGACCGGCAGCGGACCCGACCAUGGACCGUGCGUGGCUGUAUGCGGGCAUCGGCAUUCGCAUGGCAACCGAGCUCGGCACUGGCGGCCAGGGCAUCUCAGAUGCUGAACGUCUCAAUCGAGAGCGGACGUGGCUCAUGACUUUCUUGGUCGAUCGUUCCUUGUCGAUGGGUGCCGGUCGUCCUUGGACGAUUCGAUCUGACACGACACUGAUCAGGGACUCGGACAGCUGGUGCCAACAACCGCAGUGUCAGAUUUGGGACCUGGGCAUUUCUGCCCUCGCCGAUCUGCUCAAGUUGACAUCUCGGCAGGUCGACGUUCUGUCCUCGUCGUCCAAGACCUGGGCUUCCUCCGCUCUUGGUGGAGUCAGCAACUCCUCCUCGGUCGAUUUCGACUGCGAGACGAUGAUGCGCAUCUACAACGACGAGCUCGAAAAUUACCGUCGAACGUGGGAGCAGCGGGGCUUCUUUUCGUCGCCCCAACAGAGCACUUCCCCUGACGACGACAUUCACCUCUUUACAAUGCACUACGUUACGAAGCAGGCAACGCUGCGGUACAACUAUGCCGUCUUGGUCCUCAACUCCUACGGUCUCCAGUACUGCGCAUUGAACCCAUCCAAAAGCCCGCCAGUGCAGUCCAUCUGUCUGCCCAGUGCUAUCUCCGCCUCCAAGAACAUUCUCAAGGCCGCUAUUGACGGCCUAGGACAGUGGCUAGCGUAUGCGCCUCACACGAUACUCAGCCUCGUGGGCUACGGCGCCGUGCUACUCGUCAAACUUGCUCGCUUCACCAGUGAUGCCGUUCUGCGGCAGCGGCUCUUGACCGACGUUGAGGAGGCAGUCGACUUUCUCGACAAGGUUGCGCUGGGUCCCAAGCACAAGCCGGCCCGCUUGGCAUCCAUGAUUCGCGCCGUGCUCUCGUCCAAGACUCCAAACGAGGAUCGGGCGGCUUAUCCACCUGGCAUGGAGGUUCGCGGCUGGCCCGUGCAAUCUUCGAGGGCGGCAAGUCCGAGCUUGCAGCACUCGGUACAACAGCACUCGAUGCAGUCGCAAGAGCAACACCACCAACAGCCAUCUUCCAACACCUCCGUUGCAGCCAAGACCAAUGGUGGCGGAGGCAUGAGCGCGCCUUUUGCUGCAACGGGCACUGGCAUGGAAUGUUCACCCCUGACAGAGGAGAGUGACUCGCUUGCCUCUCUAGGACUGGCCUUUGGAGACAGCGCUGGAGGUUGCGCGGCCGCCUGGACAUUGCCCUUCUCGCCAAACGAGCUCUUCGACGAGUCCUUCUGGAUCAAGGUUCCCGAAAAUUAAGAUAAUAUAAGCUACGCCGAUAUCAUCUUCCAGUGUGUCACAUACGUCUUUGGAUCUCCCUUUGGUCUCGUACACUCUGUUCACGGUCAGGCUUCUUGCGCCAUGUAUGUUUCUGAUCGGUCUCUGAAUGUAUUUAACAAAACGUAAUGCAUCACCAAGCAUUAU
Messenger RNA from Acaromyces ingoldii, 2580 nucleotides. RefSeq lists its product as hypothetical. Gene Ontology annotation, molecular function: DNA-binding transcription factor activity, RNA polymerase II-specific; transcription cis-regulatory region binding; zinc ion binding. Gene Ontology annotation, biological process: regulation of DNA-templated transcription; DNA-templated transcription. NCBI's taxonomy places the organism in Eukaryota, Fungi, Basidiomycota, Exobasidiomycetes, Exobasidiales, Cryptobasidiaceae. The record is from RefSeq and is a predicted model, not a curated record. Gene Ontology annotation, cellular component: nucleus. The transcript has a single exon. The coding region runs from base 133 to 2415 and encodes 760 amino acids.